UGUUCAUUUUAUUCAACGUCGCGCACACGUCCAGUCCUCAACGACGCUCGAGUAGCUGCACUUCACCACAAAUCGUAAAUCAGCCAAGGGUGCAUCGUCAUGAUGAACCUCUUCAGGCUGUUGGGGGACCUGUCCCAUCUACUGUCAAUCCUGAUACUUUUGCACAAGAUGAAGACCUCCAGUAGCGCGGCAGGUAUCUCCUUCAAGUCGCAGUUCCUGUACUUGAUUGUUUACCUCAGUCGCUACAUCGACCUCCUCUGGACCUUCUACGACCCGCAUGCGCUGUACAAUACCAUCUUCAAGAUCGUCUUUAUCAGCACCUCUGCGUAUACCGUAUACCUCAUGCUCAACGACUUUAAGCCUACCCACGACCCGAACCUCGAUACGUUCAAAGUACAAUACCUGCUGGCUUUCAGCACGGUGCUGGCGGUGCUGUUCCCGUACAAGUACACAUUGACGGAAAUCAUGUGGGCAUUCUCCAUCUGGCUUGAAUCGGUUGCUAUCCUGCCACAGCUCUUCAUGCUACAAAGGACCGGUGAAGCCGAGACGAUUACAACGCACUACUUGUUUGCGCUCGGUGCUUACCGCGCUCUGUACAUCCCCAAUUGGAUCUACAGGUACUUCUUUGAGGUGCCGCGCUUCUACGACCCAAUUGCGGUCAUUGCUGGUAUUGUUCAGACAAUCCUGUACUCUGAUUUCUUCUACAUCUACUAUACAAAGGUCGUCCAGGGGAAGAAGUUCAACCUCCCUGUUUAGAAGCUCCGCGAGACUUGGCCAACACCUGAAUUUUCGAUUCGGACGCCGACGAUUGGCGCGCGCAAGCUUUGUGUACUUUGAUAUUGGACUAUUGGCGUUUGGGAAGGCUAUCUUGGUCCGGACUCAGAAGGACGGCACGAGCCUGGGUAGCUGUUGUACGAAUUGCAUGAACUGAGGAGUAUGAACGGACAUGGGCAGGACGGUCGGUGGCUGGCAAUGGUUCACUGCAGCUAUGUAGCGUUAUGUACCAUCGCAUUGCAGAUUUAUCAAAGCAGAACACUGUCAACAAAUCAUUGUUGCGCAUUGCAUGCAGCGUUGAUAGGCCAA
This is a messenger RNA of Didymella exigua CBS 183.55, 1083 nucleotides long. Its product is annotated as ER lumen protein retaining receptor 2. Lineage: Eukaryota; Fungi; Ascomycota; Dothideomycetes; Pleosporales; Didymellaceae. Gene Ontology annotation, cellular component: cis-Golgi network; membrane; endoplasmic reticulum. The transcript has 5 exons. Gene Ontology annotation, biological process: endoplasmic reticulum to Golgi vesicle-mediated transport; protein retention in ER lumen. The coding region runs from base 100 to 756 and encodes 218 amino acids. Gene Ontology annotation, molecular function: ER lumen protein retrieval receptor activity. The record is from RefSeq and is a predicted model, not a curated record.